AUGUCUCAAUUCAGUCUGAGUCCUACUACACUGUUCGGCUGGCUUUUUUUGAGAUUUCUCGUUACUUUAACUAUCCAAGAUAAAAUUUUCAUUGAGCAAACAAUUGGCUGCAAUUUAAAUAUUACAAAUAUGAUGCAACAGGGAUGGUAUACAGUUUACUUAAACGAAACUCAACUUUUAACUGCGAAAAAAAUAAAACAAAUACAAAUUUACGAGAUUCCCUCUUUCAAGUCAGAAACCAGAGAGUCACUUGAAUAUGGAGACUACAUGAUCGAAGUUUCACCUGAUUGGAGAAUGUUCCAAACUAAUCAAUCUGAAAUAUACCCAUUUUAUCGGAACCAUUAUAUCAUCAGUAACAUUUCGAGCCAUGAAAUACAAAAUGAUAAAAGAAUCUUAAAUUACAUCAAAAAUCCUAGAAAAAUAUUAAAUAAUCGUUAUACGGGAGGUCUUUUACAAGACGGAGUAAUUACAAUGACCGCCCAAAACGAUCAAAUAAUUUCCCAUAGAACUCUCUUACAACACAAUAUUGACGGAAAAGGAAGAAUUAUUACGGCUUUAGAUACAGGUGUUGAUCUUACUCAUUGUUUCUUUAGAGACCCACAACAGAGUGCAACAAGUGUUGUAGAUAAAUUUAAUAUGGAUCACAGAAAAAUUGUGAAAUUAGAAAAAGUUUCUGACAUUUACGAUGCAGCACAAGGCCAUGGAACACAUGUUAUGGGUACUAUUGCUGGAGAGUCUAUCGAUCCAAAGGCUGGAAUUGCAGCUUACAAUGGAAUUGCUCCAAAAGCUAAAUUAUACGUAGUUGAUAUGGGAAAUAGCGACAGCAGAGUCGAUCUUUCAGGUAAUCCAGAUAUAGAUAAAAUUACUUCUAACAUGGAAAAUAUUAAAUCAAGAGUUCAAUCAAAUUCAUGGACUUUUGAUAACUCUGCUCUUGAUGCAACAGAUACGUAUGAUACCAUUACAUUUAAUAGUCAAGAAAUUCUUCCUGUUUUUGCAAAUGGAAACACUCCAGGAAGAAAUCAUAUUUUAGCUCCUGCAAAUUGCAAGAACUUACUCUCAGUUGCAUGGAUCGCUAAACUUGAGGAGUCUUCUGACUUUAAAGAUGGCGGUUAUACAAUUUAUCUUACAAAUGGAGACACAAAAUUAUCAAUUGUCCAAGGAAAUAACCUUGUUCAUGAAGAUGCUCCUUAUGUUAAUAUUCCAUUACAGUUUUGCAAUGGAGAUGCUGCAUCAUGUUCCUCAGAAUCCGGAAAAUUAUUGAUUUGCAACAAAAAACUUUCAAGUAGCUCAUCGGUUUCUUAUUCAUACGUAGUUCUUAGUAGUAAUGAUUAUACUACAGCUAGUGCUUGGGGUUCUGGCUCCAUUCUUUUGGAUCCAAACGAAAAAACAACUCGCUUCUUCCAAGCAGAUCAUUCAUCACAAGGAGCCUCCACAAUCGGUACUCUUAAACCAGAUUUGAUUGCUCCUGGUUCAAAUAUUUGGUCUUCUGCCGCUUCAGGAACACAAAAUUUAAAUUAUAUUGGAGAAUGUGCAGUUUCCAAGUUAUUUUCAAACUCAGGAUCAUCAAUGGCCACACCAGCAAUAUCUGGUGCACUAGCUCUUAUAGAACAAUACUUUGCAGAAGGAUAUUAUCCAUUAUUGAAUCCAGAUUCGAUUACUAAGUUCAACUACAUAUCACAGUCACUUCUCAGAGCAACUCUAAUCAAUAGUUGCAAGCCUAUUGAUAGCAAACCCGUUCCAAAUUACAUUGAAGGGUUUGGAAUGCCUUCUAUUGCAGAAGGAUUGGGAUUUGGAUCAUCAGGAGUACGAUUUAUAUCUAACAGCAAGAUAAAUAAUGGCGAACACCUCACAUAUAUCAUAAAAACAACAAAAGUUCAUGAUUUAUCCAUCACUUUGUGUUAUGUUGAUUAUCCUGGCGGCACAAAAGCAGGAUAUAUCUUAUGCGCAGACUUGGACUUAAUAGUAAAAGAUCCUAAUGGAAAAAUUUACCACGGAAAUGGAGUUCCUGGGGAAUUUACAUCAACGAUAGAAAAAGUGACAAUUUCAGAUGCAACGAUAGGAACCUAUGAGAUAAGUGUCAUUUUCAACAAAGAUGAAACACAUGAACAUGACAUGACAUAUGUCAAUUUUUCUGUUGCAAUUAUGGGCGGAUUCGAUCAAGAUGACACAAAUUCGAAUAAUCCGUCAGUUCCUUUAGCUUCUGAGCGCAGUUGCGUGAGAAGCUGUGGCGAUGGUGAAUGUCAAGGCGAUGGCACCUGCAAAUGUCCUCCAGAGAAAACAGGCGCCUAUUGCCAGCUCGAAUACGAAGAGAUAAAAUUCAAUAAAAAAUUUUCGAAGGUUUUGAAUCCAAGGGAGAAAUUCUAUUUCAGAUUCGAGAACGCUCAUUUCGGAAGCGUUGAUAUUAGUGAGUACCCAUCAUUAUCCAUGCCUCAAACAUCUUGCGCUGUUAGAGUUUGCUUCGGAGACUCCGGAUCAACAGCAUUCGCAAGUUCAAUGGGAUGCAUAACAAAACCACCAACAGGAAACAACGCAACUGCAGCACAGAACGGUCUUAAGAUGGUUUAUGGCUUCAUGUAUCCAAUUUUUGACACAAGUUGCUCAAUUGAUGCAACAUUGACGACUUAUGGCAAAAUUAAGAGAUCAGAUGACACAUUCCCAUUCUAUGCUGUUGUUUUGAUCGUUUUGGCCGUAAUUAUCUUGGUAAUUUUAUCAGUUUGGUAUUUCUGGAAAUGUGUCCUCCCAAGAUGGGAAAAGAAGCAUAAUGAAGAAUCUCCAAGCAUGGAUGCGGCUCAAAAUGACGAUGAACCAAAGAAAUCUCAUCGUAGAUCCAGCACAAAGAGGAGAGGUUCGAAAUCUAAAGAGGAAGAGGAUCAAGUUGAUCAACAACCAAGUCCUGAAGCUGCUUCUGAAGUUUAA
Messenger RNA from Trichomonas vaginalis G3, 2916 nucleotides. RefSeq names its product proprotein convertase-related family. Gene Ontology annotation, molecular function: serine-type endopeptidase activity. Bases 1 to 2916 code for a protein of 971 amino acids. Gene Ontology annotation, biological process: proteolysis. Lineage: Eukaryota; Parabasalia; Trichomonadida; Trichomonadidae. The transcript has a single exon. The record is from RefSeq and is a predicted model, not a curated record.